AUGCAUUUCUCCCAAGCUGCGUUGUUACUCUCGUCAAUUCUUUCCAUUGAUGCUUCCCCAAUCCCCAGAGGCUCAAUCGCAAGAGAUUCUGGAGACUUUUCUGGCCUUUCUUCUUUUUAUGCUGCUGCUUUUGAAAAGCGGCGUACUCUAGGAUCCCUACGAAGCGAGAAAAGAGUGAACAACGCCACGACAUCUGCUGAACUUCAGGCAAGAUCCGCACAUCAGGGAUUGGUCUUUGUGGAUAGACGCGAUAAGAAUGAGUCCAAGGCAGCGGAAUUGGAGACAAGAAAAGCCCUUCACGAGUUCACCCUUAACCGUAACGAUUUAGGUGACAUAUUGGCUCCAAUUCCUGACAAGCUAAAAGAUGGAAUAAAAGAUGCAUUGAACAAUCAAAAAGGCAAGAAAAAGCAAAGUAGAGGCACGUUUGAAAAAGUCGCUGCCGAAUCGCAGUACGAUGCUGGCAAUAUCCAGAAUACUAAAAGGCAGGAUGGCGACAGCACACCGGAGCCUAAUCAAGAAUCUGGUGGGCUAACUGGAGCAAUAAACGACUUUGGCAACAAAAUCAAAAGCCUGUUUGGUAACUUUAAAACAAGAGAUGUUUUGAUGAACAGGGGCGCCGCUAACAGUACGACUCGUUUUAAUGAAACACAAGGGGACAAACCCUCACCCGGGUCCGGCUCUGAUGAGGAAAUAAAACAGAAACGGUUUGUAAUCAUACCAAUCGAGGGCGAGAACCCUGUGGUACUCGAAGAUCCAGAAGAAGAUCAGCCAAUUUUUGACGAUCUUGUGUUUCCCUCUGCAAGCGAUGAAUUGACCAGAAGAGAAGAAACAUUGGGAGCCGAGUUUCUUCUUCCGCAAGAACCUGAGUCGGAGGACGAGAAGCCCGCUGAUGAUAUCAGCAUUGGAGAAACGAUAGCAUCUCCCGGAAAACCAAUUAGAAUCACAGCUGAAAAAUUAAAUAAGCGACAGUUACUCCCGACCAUUUGCACUAUCGACGAUCUUGUAGACGGUUUGUUACCAACGGCUUGCAACCGCAUUAAGUGUUUAGAAUUUGAUGGUCUAGGAAAUGGAGCGACAUGUUUCAACGCCAAAUAA
Molecule: messenger RNA, 1095 nt
Organism: Glarea lozoyensis ATCC 20868
Lineage: Eukaryota; Fungi; Ascomycota; Leotiomycetes; Helotiales; Helotiaceae
Exons: 7
Coding region: 1-1095 (364 amino acids)
Source: RefSeq, a predicted model, not a curated record